AUGUCAGGUACAGUCGAACCCUUGAAAGAUGCUUUGCCUGCAAAGACAACAGAUGUCCCACCGAGAUCAACCUUCCUAUCCUCACGGAUAGUACGGAAUGCCUUGCCAUUCGGCAUCGGCGCCUUCUCAGGCAUGGUAGCAACAACCUGCAUCCAACCCGCCGACGUCGUCAAAGUCCGCCUCCAACUCGCCGGCGAAGGCAGUAAAGGCGCCGCUGCCGCCUCGCCAAUCUCCGUCGCUCGCACAAUCGUCGCGCAAGGGAGGGUCACCGACCUCUGGGCCGGCUUGUCCGCAGGCUACCUUCGUCAACUAUCGUACGGCAUGCUUCGGCUUGGUCUCUUCGAUCGAUUCCUUGCAUUCGUUGAGACCAGAGCAAAGGACAAGGGUAGGAAAGUCACCUUCGCGGAGCGAGCAGCUGCUUCGCUGUCAGCCGGUGGGCUGGCGGCGGGGAUAGCUAAUCCGGCUGAGGUCGCUUUGAUCCGGAUGCAGAGUGAUGGGAUGAAGCCGAAAGCUGAGCGGGCGAAUUAUCGGUCUGUGAUCGAUGCUCUGGUUCGAGUGUCGAGGCAGGAGGGCGUGCUUGGGCUGUGGGCUGGCUCUAAUCCGACGAUCAUUCGUGCGAUGGCAACCAACUUCGGACAGCUAGCCUUCUUCUCGCAGUCGAAGCCGUUGUUGCAGGACUAUACGAGUCUAGGGUUCCAGAAUCAAGCACUGGUGGCUUCUGGGAUUGCCGGCUUUUUCGCUGCGUUCUUCAGUCUUCCGUUCGACUUCGUGAAGACGAGGUUGCAGAGAGGUGGGAAGGGUGCUGAUGGCAAGCCAGUGUAUCGCGGCAUGAUGGAUUGUGCUGUCAAGGCCUUGAAGGAUGAAGGACCACUGCGGUUCUAUCGUGGGUUUGGAACAUACUUUGUGAGAAUUGCUCCUCAUACGGUCAUCACACUGUACGUUGCAGACAAUCUAAAAGCACUCUUAAUGUAG
This is a messenger RNA of Saxophila tyrrhenica, 972 nucleotides long. RefSeq lists its product as uncharacterized. Lineage: Eukaryota; Fungi; Ascomycota; Dothideomycetes; Mycosphaerellales; Extremaceae. The transcript has 3 exons. The record is from RefSeq and is a predicted model, not a curated record. Gene Ontology annotation, molecular function: transmembrane transporter activity. Gene Ontology annotation, biological process: transmembrane transport. Bases 1 to 972 code for a protein of 323 amino acids.